CUGUUCAAAGUUCAGCAUGCGAGCACGCAGACCGAACUGAACGGAGCUGUCUGCUGCUUGUGCUCGUGCGCCUCGGAGUCGGUGAAUGAAGCCGAUAUUUGAUUCGGACACGUGAUAUAUGUGUGAAUGGACGGUGAAGGGAUCAGCAGCGGAGGAACCGGGGGCGCGCUUCGUGAAGCGGAGGGGUUUAGCGGCUGUGACUGGGAUCUCCGCUCGGGGCGCGGUGCAACUUUACGCAUGCGGGACACACCGAAGUAGGUAUGCGCGAGGGGCAACGAACGGGGAACGGGAGCGCGCGGGAUGCUCAUAUAUGCGUAGUCUAUCUGAGGUUCUAGGAUGAUGCUGAUAUGUUGAGAUAAUGAGAUGAUGAGUCCAGGUGUCGGGUGGAACAUCGUUCUGGAGCGGAUCAUGGAAAAGGAACACUGCGAAUAGCCGUUAACUUUAGCCGUUAACCUUUACUUUAUUUGUCUUUUCGUGUCUUGUCUUGUAUUUUUCUUCUUCUUCUUUUUCUUAUUGUUUGGGGGAUCUCACAGCAAAAGAACGCUGCGAAUAGCCAUCAACCCAUCUCUCUUACCUUACUAAUUGUCUUGUCUUGUUGUGUUUUUCUUUUCAUUUGGUGCAUCUCACAGCAAAGCAACACUGCGAACAGCUCAUCACCUUUACUAUUUGUCUUGUCAUAUGUUGUCUUAUAUUCUUGUUUGAGGCAUCUCACUGGGACGCUUUGAUCUCCAAGUAAAACAUGGGCUUAUCCAAAAACGAGACCCUGCUUUGGUUCCACGAACCAGCUCCAGUAGACUCGAACCACACCGGUAAAGACCCCCUGAGCCCGGAGGUGGUGCUGGUCCCUGUGGUCUUCGGCUGCAUCUUCUUCCUGGGCAUCGUGGGCAACGCACUGGUCAUGGUGGUCCUCGGCAGGAUCAAGUCCGGCCGCUCGCGCAGCACCACCAAUAUCUUCAUCCUCAACCUCAGCAUCGCGGACCUGUCGUUUCUGCUCUUCUGCGUGCCGUUCCAGGCCACUAUCUACUCCCUGCCCGAGUGGAUCUUCGGUGCUUUCCUCUGCAAGUCCGUGCACUACUUCGUGACAGUCACCAUGCUGGUGAGCAUCUUCACGCUCGUGGCCAUGUCCGUGGACCGCUACGUGGCCGUGGUGCUCUCCAAGAAGUCCCCGUGCAUCCGCAACCGCCGGAACGCGCUGCUGGGCGUCUGGAUCAUCUGGCUGCUGUCGCUCGUCUUCGCCGUGCCCGUCGCGCAGCACCAGGUCGUGACGGACCACCCGGACGCGCCCAACAGCUCAUUCUGCUGGGAGAUCUGGGGCGAGCGCGUGGCCCGCCAGACAUACAAAGUGACCAUCCUGGUCAUCGGAUACCUGCUGCCCCUGGUCCUCAUCACAUGCUGCUACGCCAAGGUGUUAUAUCAUCUUCAUAAAAAAAUCAAGAACAUGUCCAAGAAAUCGGAACGCUCAAAAAGAAAGACAGCUCAGACUGUGCUCCUGGUGGUAGCUGCCUUCCUCCUGUGCUGGAUGCCCCACCACAUCAUUGCCAUGUGGGUGGAGUUUGGUGACUUCCCCCUGAAUGACGCCUCCUUCGCCUUCCGCAUCGUGUCGCACUGCCUGGCCUACGGCAACUCCUGCGUCAACCCCAUCCUCUACGCCUUCCUGUCGGAGAACUUCCGCAAAGCAUGCCGGCAGGUCUUCACCUGCCGCCUCUUCUACCCGCCGCCGCCGGUCAAGAAAAUCACACGGAUCAGGAUGGACAACUUCUCCACCACGCACUCCACCACCAACGUGUGAACCUAAAGACCUCCUCCAUCAUCAUGCUGAACCUGAGCCAACGUUUAUCCUGGAAAUAGCCUUAUAAUUCACACCCAGUUCAAAUUACAGGCCGAAAUUACUGCCGCGACGCGAGCAUGCGAGCGUGAGCUACUGAUUUACACAAGUUCACACACGUUACACACGUUACACAAGUGCCGCCAGCGACAGGAGGAAGACCAUCCCAUUACCACUGUUACCUUCUCACAAGUGGUCUUGGAGGGCUGAAAGCAAUCCCCCUCUCAACGACUUACAAAUUGCUUCAUUUCCACGAGCGGGAGCUUCAGUCGAGAGCGGCCGAGAGAGGCUGAAGCCGUGCCUGUGGAGCCUCGUCUGAGAAAGUGUGGAACGAGAAGGGCCUGAGGGGACAGAGCUCUCAAUUGUAAAAAAAUGUGGAUGUAAUUAAAUUUAUUCUGGAUUUUUGACAGUAAAAAAUCUAAAGUGCUGCAGACCUCCACUUAGCGAAAAGGCAAAAAACGGCACUUGAAAAACUUGAAAAAAAAGCUUGAAAAGUCAAGGCCCUUAUUUCAAAUACACUGUUUUUUGUUUUUUUUUGACAAAGUUGAGAAAAGGAAAACCUUAAAAUAUUAUGAGAAUAAUUGUGUUGGAAUACUUUUGUGAAUAUUCUUAAUGUUUAAUCGACUUCAAUCCGCUCAUCCUGUGAAGAGUAUUUCUGCCUGUCGGAUUUUCUCUAUUAUUGCAUAUUUGUCACAUUAUUUCACAGUAUGAAAAACAUGUAUCUCCAAAACAACAGCAACUUUACAGGAAAGAUAAAGAUAAAACUUUCUUAACUUUCUUUCAUGGAAGUCAGAGUAAAAAGAGUUAAUUUCUGGUCAUUCUGAAACAAUUGAAUGUGGAUGGGAUUUUUACCAAUUGUCUGGUUGCAAUGACAGUUCUAGCCAGAUGCUGCCGGUCACAAUCAUUACUGCAUUAUCAUGCAGAAGGGAAGUCGGAAAUUUUGGCUCAACACUGAUGCUGACUGAUGAUGAAACAGGCAAAAAGAUGCAUGAAAUCUGAUCUGAUUAUGUCAUAGCUGAAAUUUUUGCUGCAUGACUGAGUCGGAUUUAUGUCUGAUGGAGGAACACGUAGAAAAGUGGCUUUUCUAAAUUGAAAUCUAAAUUGAAAAGAUAAAAUUUCACAUGUUCCCUUACCUCCCUGAAAAAAUCUGAUAUGUGUCUCAUUGGGGGAGGGGGGAAGUAUAAUUUAUGUUAAUUCAGCCAGAAAAUGUGAAAGUAGCCUAAGCCCUAUCCGGACAGGAUUAGUUUCUCAGGGAGACGUCUGUGAAAAAUAUUUCACACUUCUACUUAGUGACAAAUCUAAAAUUACCAGAGGGCCACGGCAUUCGGUGAAAAACAGUAGAUAAUUCAGCCUGUACGUUUCUCAAAGGACGCCUGAGAAAAAGAAAAACACGUACAUGAUUGUUCCAGGUAGGAUUAAAAUCGCAGAGGACCCCCAUAAAUUUUUUUUUUUAAAAACCCGGAAUCCCCUGAGACACUUAUCCCGUCCAGAUAGGGUCUUAGAGCAGGGAAAUCAGCUUCUGGUUGCGAAAAAAAACCUUAUUGCAAAACCUUUAUGAGCAACUAUCACUGUCUUUAGCCCUAUUCAUAUUUUAAUCCUGUCCAGAACAACCAUGUAUGUGUUUUUCUCAUAUGUCCUCUGAGAAAAUUACAGACUGAAUUAUCUACUGUUUUUCGCUGAACUCUUUGGUCCUCCAGUAAUUUUAGUUCCGUCCAGACGCAUAUAUCUCAGAGUUUCGUCACCUCGUUUAAUAAAAUAGUCACACAUUUAAUAAAAUAGCAAUUUGUCCUUCUACACACCAUAAUUACACUUUGGACGCACGUUUCCAUGGAGAUCCACGUAAACAUAAGUGCGUGUGGAAAUGGAGGAGCUACUGAACGGGAUGUCGUGACCGAGAAUGCCUUAAAAAAAAACUCACUGGUCCUCCUGUUUUUCAAUUGCAGUCCGGAUGCCAGAGUUUUAUCACUAGAAGAGUAGAGAGAUAGAUACUUUAUUGAUCCCCGAGGGG
Molecule: messenger RNA, 3833 nt
Organism: Astyanax mexicanus (Mexican tetra)
Lineage: Eukaryota; Metazoa; Chordata; Actinopteri; Characiformes; Acestrorhamphidae
Gene: galr1b
Product: galanin receptor 1b
Exons: 3
Coding region: 740-1789 (349 amino acids)
Biological process (GO): G protein-coupled receptor signaling pathway
Cellular component (GO): membrane
Molecular function (GO): G protein-coupled receptor activity
Source: RefSeq, a predicted model, not a curated record